Molecule: messenger RNA, 2767 nt
Organism: Carassius auratus (goldfish)
Lineage: Eukaryota; Metazoa; Chordata; Actinopteri; Cypriniformes; Cyprinidae
Product: NXPE family member 3
Exons: 9
Coding region: 91-1857 (588 amino acids)
Source: RefSeq, a predicted model, not a curated record
GUUUCUGUCAUGGUUUCCUGUGCUUCUCUUGCAAGCUGUACAAACAUGUUCCUCACUCACAAGAUGAUGUAAAUUGGGGGAAAAACAGGCAUGGUCAUGCCAUCUAAGAAGAAAUCAAAUGCACCAGUCUGCAGGUUAUGCAGUCUGAUAUGCAGACCAUAUGCAUUACUACAGGCUUGUUUCCUUUGGACAUUGUUCUGUUUGGCUCUAUGGACAUUGACUGAUGGGAUCCACAUCAAAAUAUUUCAGCCCACCAGACCUGAACCAGUUCCUUGCAAUAACAGUUCAUCCAUAAUAUCUGCGUUUGACAUGGGAAUCAGUGAUGAGGAGUGGGAAAGACUACAGAAGGCUAUUGACUGGCCUAUUCCAGAUCAAGAAAUAAUUAAUCUGAAUCAGAGCACAAGUCCAGUUCACUCAACUUUCUCUAUUGUGGGAUUCAAGGAGAGUUACAAAGUGGGAGAAAAGAUCUCUGUUAUUAUCACAGCCAGAGACCACAACAAGAACCUGAAAAGAUAUGGAGGAGAUUUUUUCAAAGCAAAACUUUUCAACGCAGAGCUAAAGGCGAGUGUGUAUGGGGAGGUUUUGGAUCAUCAUAACGGGACUUACUCUGUUGCUCUUCUUCUGCCGUGGGAAGGUCAGGCACAAGUUUCUGUACGUCUAGAGCACUCCAGUGAAGUUGUGCAGAUUCUUAAAAAAUAUAGGGAUUCUUCAUUCCCACGCAGCCACUAUAAUGGCUACUUUGAAGGGCCAGGACUCAAUAAAACUAAGAUCCAUGAAGUAGUAGAAUGUAAUCUUAAGUGGGGUGCAGACGGAAGUUGGAGGAAAGGCGAUUGCUGCUGUGAGUAUAAGGAUAUAAAAACAGGGACAGUGUGGCAGUGUGAGAGACCAAAGGAACUUUCCUGUGACCAACUGGUUCAUCACUCAUACGGACAUUUGGAAGACCCAUUAAAUCUUUUUGAGCAGCAGCUUUUUACAAAGAAUUUAACAAAUGUUGCUAUUAGAGGAGACAAAAAAGUCAUAACUGUCCUUCGCAGCACUGCACUUAUUGGCACAAUGGAGAAAUGCAGGUCUGGCAUGAAGACACCGGUUCCUGCAGGGUUUUAUUUGUACGAUGUCUGGAAGUCUUUUGUAUGCAACACUCGGCAGUUCAGUCCUGCACAAAUGGCAAACUGUCUUAAAAACAAGACUGUCUAUUUGAUGGGAGACUCCACCACAAGGCAGUGGUUCGAGUACUUAGAAAGAAACGUGCCAGGCAUAAAGAGAAUGGACCUCCACACUCCUCCUGCAAAUGGUCCACUGAUGGCUGUGGAGUUGAAAAAUAACAUCAUUGUUCACUGGAGACCACACGGUGUUCCUGUGCGAUUUAGUAAAAUGCCUAUUACUGAUCUGCACUAUAUCAGCAAUGAUAUUGAUGAAAUAGCCGGUGGACCUCAUGCAGUCAUUGUCUUCACAUUCUUUGCUCAUCUGGUUUUUCACCCAAUAACAUUUUAUGUGUAUGAAGUGGCCAAAAUCCGCCAGUCUGUUGUUGCACUGCUUAGGCGCGCUCCAGAGACCACCAUCAUCAUCAAGUCUGGAAACACUGCUGGACUCAAGAAUAUUUUUCAAAGUGAUUGGCAUGUGUUGCAGUUGGACACAGUGAUGCGGGAGAUGUUCAGAGACAUUGAUGGAGUCAUUUUCUUAGAUGUCUGGCAGAUGACUUCCUGUCACUAUCUACGUGAACACAUUCACCCAAGACCUGUCAUCAUUUCUAAUGAAAUCAACAUGUUUCUCUCACAUGUUUCUCCUAGCUGCGGCCUGUUCAAGUUGAUUUUGUUUCAUAAAGAAAAUGGGAAACUAAACUGGUUAAGUGAAGGCUAAGUGCCUUACUCUCUGGCAGGCUUCAAUUCUAUUUAACUUUAUCAACCACUAUGAGUCAAACAUUUUAAUAUUCUGCCAGAUGCAAUACAGAGUAUGUGGUUUUGAACAGCUGCUCAGUAUGCUGUCUUUGUGAAAUGUUGUUAAUCUAAAGUUUUUUAAUUAUAACAGUUCUAUGAUUAGUAUUUAACGCAGCAGCGACAAUGUUAGAAGUAGGAUAAAACACAAACACGUUGAACUACUUUGUCAUUUAAACACAAAGAGACAUCAGGAAUCAGUGUAUGAAUCUCAAGAAUGGUGACAAUCAAAAGCUUCAUGAUGCAAUGCAUGAUGGGUACCUAGUUUCUGUGCAGAGAGUGCACUUUGACCUCAAAAUAGUCUUGUUUGAGAUGAGCAAAAUCUGUGCAGAACCGAUCACCAGUGAUCACCGCUAGAUGCAUGCCGGUUAGAAAAAUGUCCAAGUUAGUCUGCCUUGCUCUGAUAUCAUGCUAACGUUUGCCAAAAAAGAGGCAUAACUUAAAUUUGUCCAAAUCACACAGAAUUAUGCGAUAUGUCAAAACGAGUUUUUGUCUGUCUGCGUUCGAAACCACAUACCCUUUAAUUAGGCACUUAAUUUCAAUAAGUACUAACUUAAUGAGCGCUAAAAGAGUACAUACUCUACAGCCUGAAUAAUUAUGUAUGUAUGAAGUAUGAACGCUAUUUGAAUAUCUUCAUCCACUAUGAUCAUGUGACCUACAAAGUAAAAACAAAGCGCAAAAACUUAAAAUAUAUGAGUGACAGGUUUAAUUAAUGUAUUUGAAAGUAUCUUGAUAAUGACAAAUCUUGACCAUGUUGUUGUCUUGUUGAAGAAACGGCUGCCUUUUUAUUUUGUGUUUGUUGUAAAGCCAAUACUGUUAGUUUAAGUUUUUUUAUA